Molecule: messenger RNA, 5874 nt
Organism: Parascedosporium putredinis
Lineage: Eukaryota; Fungi; Ascomycota; Sordariomycetes; Microascales; Microascaceae
Source: the annotation of a GenBank genome assembly
AUGGCACAGUCAGACUCGAGGGGACACCUCGAGGGUGAGGAUGACCCCGAUCUCGUCAUGAUAGACCGAGACGACGUGAGCAACUACAACCCCGAGCAAAUCCUCCCCCAAUCCCCAGAAACAAUCCGAGAGAUAAAAACCUGGCUCGACCCCACGGCGUAUAACAUUGCUGGCGGCGAGUACCGCAAGCACCGCGCUUCCCACGUAGCAGGUACCGGCACCUGGCUCACCUCCACGCCUACUUACCAAGAAUGGCUGAAUGGCACUGAACAUGGUCUUCUUUGGCUUAGAGGCAUUCCCGGCCCGCCUCUGCAGGAGCAGUUGGCAACCUAUGUUGAAAGCUCUAGAUCGCUGGACAGCCUUUCUAUUGAUGAUCUUUGGAGGGAUCUGCGUAUGGCCUUUUCGCGUCUUCCCGGCAGGGUCUUUUGCGUCGGAGACGCGCUUGACGAAAUGGACCGUGGACACGACACCUUCCUCAAGACCCUUGGCUCCCUAGGUCAGUGGCGUCCGGGAACUGUUAAAGUCCUGAUUACGAGCCGCCCCGUCCCCGCUGUAGAGGCCCCUCUCCGAAACAUUCCUUGUCUCCAUCUCCGACUUGAGGAAGACCAGGUCGACGCCGAUAUCUCCACAUAUGUGCGCUUCGCCCUAUCGCACUCAGAUAUCCCGCGAGGUCAAUGGCAAACCAUUCAGGAUGCUGUUCCUGGCCGGGCAAAUGGCCUCUUCCUCUACGCCAAGUUGGCAAUGGAUGCCUUCCUCGAGCCUGGUGCUCAGAUUGCCACAGUCCUCAACCAGUUACCCCAGGAUCUCAACGCCCUGUAUACAGAUCUUCUAGCCGAGCACGCCCGCCGGUCGGGAGUGUCCCCACACAUACAACAGCUAAUCCUUCAGUCCGUAACCCAUGCGAUACGGCCCCUACGUCUGCUAGAGCUUGCCGAGAUGCUUCGUGUCUGCGGCCCGGAUUCAGGCGCGCAGGACCUGAGGGCCACCAAGGAUCUCAUCAGGGCGGCGUGCGGUCCCCUCUUGGAGAUUCUGGCCGACGAGACUGUCUCUGUUGUUCACCAUUCCUUUACCGAGUAUCUCAAGGGUACGACAAGAGGCAAGGGCGACCCCGGUUACCCAGUGCUCGAAAGGGACAACGACAGCGACUGGGAUCUAGACGAGGGGUCCAUCUUCCACUCCAACUUCUAUUCGAUUAAGGGCAAAACUUCACAAAUCCCGGAAGGUGUCAGCGAGAGCGAAUCGAAGUUGAGGAUUAAGCAUCCAUUCUUCGACUACGCAGGGAGAUAUUGGCACCACCACGUCGUCGUGUCCGAUGCAGAGGGCUCGGAUCAGACGAGCGUAAAUGCCGAGAUCCACGGAUUUAUAAGUGAUAAGGGCCUUUGGACGACCUGGUUACGUUAUCAGUGGUCUCGAGAUAGAGGCGGCGCGAAGUCCCUCUCCCCACUUCACGUUUCAGCGUAUCUGGGCUUGGUUUCCUUUACCAAAGAAUUACUCAAGACCAUCGACGUUGACGUGAAGGAUUCUCGAGAGGCAACGCCAAUAUGGUGGGCCGCUGCUGGCGGGAACGCAGACAUUAUUCGCAUCUUGAUCGCCGCCGGAGCCGAUCCCGACACCCCAGAAUCGCGAAGGGGCCUCAAGCCGCUCCACGAAGCCGCCUGGCGCAACCACCACGAGGCCGUGCUCACGCUCCUCGAGGCAGGCGUCGAUCCCCUUACGCCGAAAACAAAGGAAAAUCCCGGGCGGAGGUGCGGAACUAGCGCCGGCACGGUGGGCGACACGCCCUUCAUGUACGCUUGCGAAAACAAUCACGUCGAGUCCGUCGACGUCUUCCUUCGCUUCAUUCAGGAUGUCGACGCCGUCAACGACGGAUUGCUCUCGGGCGCCGAGGGGGCAAGGCGAGCGUGGUGGAGCGUAUCCUCACCCACCCCGGUGUCGACGUCAACCGCCGCUACGGUCGAGCACCUGCUGCGCGCCGGGGCGGAUCCCAACCUGAUGUGUGGUGCCGACAUCAACGCGAGGGAUCGCAGCAGCAGCCCGCCGAUUUUCCACAUCAUGAUCAGUUAUAGACACGAGACCAUUCUCAAACUCUUGGAGUAUGGCCCAGACUGUAACAUCGUGAACAAAGCGGGCAGCAACGCCCUUCACGUGGCAUUGGAGCGGUGGUCGAACCACCCCGACAUCAUCGACGCCAUGCUACUCGCGGGCGCCAAUCCGAACGCUCGGAAUCGCGCGGGCCUGACGCCCAUUCUUUCCAUGCAGUCGGACCAGAUCAACCUGGAUUUGGUGGACCGCUUGCUCGCGGCAGGCGCCGACAUCAACGCCGUCGACAACGCGGGCGCCUCGUUCCUUUUCCGCAUCUUUUCCGCGACCGGGUCCAGGCUAGGCGCCAAGACGCGCGCCGAGGUGAAGAAUGUGAUUCAAAAUGUCCUCGAACGAGGAGCUAAACCCGCUCCUCGGGACUUCAAGGGCCGCACUGUCCUCCACGUUUGCGUCAGCAAAGACCAGGCCGCGCUCUCGCUGGAGCCCGACAUUCAUGUCGUCGACCACGCUGGGAACGGGCUCCUCCACGCGAUCGCGGCAAGCCCUGCGAAUCAUAAAUCCCACGAUUCGCCGAGCCGCCUCGCCUUUUGGAAAUGGUUGGUGGAUCAGGGGCUUGAUGUGAGCGCGCGGAACCACCUCGGCCGCACGCCGCUGCACAAUCUGUGCAUCGAGAAAGAGUCCUAUAACACAGGACGCAAGAGCACUGGGCUCCCAAUCGACUUUGUCAUUUCGCAAAUGUCCGAUGUCAACGUCGCCGACGUGGACGGCGUCACGCCUCUGCAUUUAGCCGCGCUGCUUCUCGACGCAGGUGCGGAUGUCAAGCUAGGCAACGUGUUUGGCGCGUGCGCCUUCUUUGAGCGGGAAAACCAGCUGUGGCGCCACCCCGUGCCCUCGCAGGAUGGAGAGGACGGCAGCCCCAUGGCGAUCAAAAUGACUGACGACGGUCGACCAGGUGUGGGUGAGAAGCCGGCCACGGGGAACUCGGGAAAGUUGCUACCGGCGGAGACGACCCGACUGGACGAGAUUCUGGAGAUGAUUAUCGCUCGUGGAGCAGACGUGUCGGCUCUCUCGUACGAUGUGGGUGGCGGAAACGUAUUUGCCCAAUCAGUGCAUAGUGGCAACAAAGAUUAUACUGCCGGCUGCUUCGCGAGGGAACUGAGCAAGUGGGAGGCCGAGACGGGCAAAGCGUCCCGCUAUUCGACGGAGAAUCGACUCUUUGCCAAGUAUAUGAGGCCGCGCGUAGAGGAAGCGGCCAUCCAGGGCGUCAAAGAAUGUGGAAUGCUUCGAAGUGGCAGGAGAACUCGAGACAUCUUUCGCCACCUCAUGGUUCGGAGAGAAUACCGCCUCGUGGAGGAGAUGGCGCGCGUUGGGAGCCCAUUUUUGCCUGUGGCAGAGCUGAACGAGGAAUGCAACCUCUCUGUACUCAUCGAAAACGGCUGCGCCUCGCUCCUGGAUACAAUCGGGACUUUGGCUGGGGAGGAGAAGCUAAAGGACGGGAGCUGGCACGCGUACGGCGACGAGACGAAACCCGGCUUGUGGUACGCAAAGAGAGAUCUAGCCAACGCGGACAGCCAGGGCUGCAACCCGUGCCCGUUCCUCAUUGACGCGCUGGACUGCGAACUGCCCAACAUGGCGGUCGUGCGCCUUCUCGUGGAGAAGUUUGGCGUGGAUGUCAACGAGAUGUACCACAGGAAAGCAAACUACGACGGCAAGUACGUAUUUGGGCCGGUCGAUUCCCCCAUUCAUACUGCUGCUGCUAGCACGACAUGGUGGCAUGUCCACCAGGCCCUACCGUACCUCAUCCAGGCCGGCGCCGACGUGAACGCGCGAAACAUCCACGGAGCUACUCCGUUGCAUGUGGCGACGGGCGAAGGGGACACGCGUCGAACCUGUUUGGCGCUCGCGGCGCAGCACGAUGCUGGCAUGGCGGAGCUUCUCGUCAAGUACGGGGCAAAAGUCGCACGGGAGGAAGUCGAUGCAGCCGUGUUCCACAAAGAAACCCGUACUCUUCGACUCCUUCUCUCCGCGGGAUUCGACGUCAACCUGGGCCCGGAGAAGGCGGACUCUGAAAUACCACAGCCGCUACUUUUCAAAGCUGUCCACGGGCUGGGUCGUGCGCUCAAAACCAUGCCUUUGACAAAGGGACGCGAAGUCGUUCGCAUCCUUCUCGAGCACGGGGCCGACCCAUUUGCCAAGUUCCACGAACGGUUGGAAGCCAAGCACAAGGCUGCAUUGACAAGCCCCCGCCCAACAAUCCAUGUUCCGCAGGGGUACCAGGAGCUGACCGUCUUACACAAGAUCUUCAUGUCGGAGUUUACGGUCGACUUAUUCCUCGAGUCCGAGAACUUGGACGUGAACCAUCGCGACGCAGAGGGUCGUACAUUGCUCCACGCAGCGUGUCAUCACGGUGCUGGGCUGGACUACGUGCUGGCCGCCGACGAUGGUGGUGACGUGGAGGGCAUCGCCCUCGGGACAACCAUUUUCCAACGCUUGGUAGCCCUCGGUGCCGACCUCGACGCGACAGACAAUUGUGGAAGAAAUGUCCUCCACCAUGUGAUCGGAAACGAGAACGUUUCUGGCCUGCCUUAUGGCUAUGGGACCAGCCCCCUCCUCAACGCCGGCGCAGAUCCCCUCGCCGCGGAUAAUCGCGGUGACACGGCCCUCCACUUCCUCGCGCAAAAGCUCGACACGCCCACCCUGCGCGACCUCUUCAUGGACAUCGCCGGGCCGCGUGGGGCCGACGUCAACGCGCGGAACGCCCAGGGCGAGACGCCGCUCUUCGCAUUCAGCUUCCGGCCUCCCAGGACUUUGUUUCAAAAUGCACGCUUCGGCGGCUUUUGUGGCUUCGGCGGCGACGAGUCCCCUCGCGAGCCCCCAGAGGCGAAAGUGUUGCCUUUGCUGGUCGAGCUGGGAGCUGACUUUUCGGUGCGGGAUAACAAGGGGAGGGGCCUCCUCCACGUCGCGGCGAGCGGAAGUGUGGAUCGCUUCAAGGAGCUGAUGGAACUGGGGUUGGAUCCGAUGGCAGAGGAUAACGCGCAGCAGACUGCGAUUGACGUGGCAGCGGCUUGCAGUAACACGGAUAUCUUGGAGUUAUUUCAAAACAAGAAGCAAAGGUGCACUCCGACGUUGAGGCUAGAAGUCAAACACGCCCCGUCGACGCUAACCAAAGUGGGCCAUCACCCUCUUCUUCUUCACCUCAUCAACUGUCCGGGCUCCCACAUCCUCAAGACACUCCUGGCUCAUCCAGCCUUCUCCACCGUCCACGCGUACUCGCGCAGGCCCCUGGCGAACGCCAGCCCCAAGCUCCAAUCCGUCACCAACACCGACUCCGAUGCCUGGCCCGCAUCAUUCCCUGCAGGUGCCAGCAUUUUCUUCUCGGCGCUCGGCACCACCAAGGCCCAGGCCGGCGGGAUCGAAAACCAGCGCAAGAUUGACCUGGACCUGAACCUCUCCCUGGCCAAGGCCGCCAAGGAUGCCGGCCCGCAUGGCCUACCCCGCAUGAAGGGCGAGCUCGUGGACGGUGUCAAGGCUCUGGGCUUCAAGCACACCGUCAUCUUGAAUCCCGGCUUGAUUCUCGGCACGCGCGAGGAUAGCCGGCCCCUCGAGGCGGUGGCGAGGACUAUCGCCGGUUUCCUGGGCGGCAUCUCGGGUGGCGCGCUCACCAACUCGUGGGCCCAGGAUGCGGACACGAUCGCCAAGGCUGCUGUCAGCGCCGGUGUGCAGAUCCUGGAUGGGAAGAGGGAGCCCGGGGUUUGGGUUAUGCCCCAGUCGGAGAUUGUUGAGCUCGGUCUUACGGGGUGGAAGGACCCCGCAGCUCCUACCGAGAGCCAGUAG